Molecule: messenger RNA, 3148 nt
Organism: Struthio camelus australis
Lineage: Eukaryota; Metazoa; Chordata; Aves; Struthioniformes; Struthionidae
Gene: DCSTAMP
Product: dendrocyte expressed seven transmembrane protein
Cellular component (GO): endoplasmic reticulum membrane; cell surface
Source: RefSeq, a predicted model, not a curated record
UCACGGUAAGAACAUUUGUAGUGCAAAAAGGAUUAGAGUUUGAAAGUUAUUUUGGCACCAGAUUGCCACUAGUUUAAAUGGGAAGCACUGAAAUAGCUGAGAUGUUCCAGACCUAAGGCAUUAUUCAACAUAAAUUUAAGUCAUUGAAAUCUGAGCACAGAAAUCAUUUGCUGAUAUCUAUUACUCUGUCAGAAAAAAAGGUGGAAAGUGGCACUUGCAAAUUAUAUACUAUUCUGGUCUUGGGCUUAAGCUACUUCCUCAUUACUCUUUGUUAAAAGUAGAAUAAUUUCAAAAUGGUGGUGUGCCUGAGUCACUGAGGGAGGGUAGGGGGAAAAAUGACUCAUGUGAAGUUUUUUUAGUAGUGCCAAUCUCUGCUCUUCACCAAAACCAAGAGACACAGUGAUGUGAAGAUCCUUCAUGUGCUUUACAGGAAGGCUCUUUGAGUCAACAAUAAUCAGAAGAAAAUGCGAACAUUUGUCUCAAUAGUCCAGAAUGCCUGGGGAAUUUUUACAUCAGAAAGGAAGCCCGGCUGGAAGUAUCUCAUGCAGCUUUUUGCAGUUUGCGCUACAGUUGGCUUCCUCUCAAGUGUGAUCUUCUUUCUGGCCAUGAAUUUCUCCCUAGCACACCGACCUUUAGAUUCCUUACUGAUUUCUGGAUUCAUCUGGAUCACGCUUUCUGUUGCACUCUGUUAUUUCAAGCACCUGCGCUGUUUUAGCAUUCUGUUCAUUCUUUCCUGUGGACUGCGAGAAGGCAGAAAUGCUCUUAUUACUGCUGGUACAGGUGUUGUGGUAGCUGGCAACAUCCAAAGUAUUUUUCACAACCUAAAGGUUCUGGCAGACAGCAUCACCUGUCAUUUAGAGGUUGAGCAAUUUGCCUUGAUAAAACAUUACGCUGAGGCAAUAAAAUGGAUUUACCAGAAGGCCAAGUUUUCCACAGACCUAUCUAAAGACAUAGUGUCAUUAAGUCAUGAAUUCACAUCAUCUCACUCAAUUUCAGAUGAUGCAUUGAAACAACAGCUAAAUAACACAAAACAAGAAAUCCAGAGAGUUGCUAACCAGAUAUCUUUUAUGCUGACUAUACUGCCCAAUAUAGGCCAGAAAGCAUUGCCUAUAAUGGGAAUUUUUCUAGUUUCUUUAGGUACAGGCCUCUUUAUCAAAAAAUUUGUGGGGGCUCACAGUGCAAAGUUUAAAAAUACUUAUAUCACAAAGCAGUUUGUUGCAUUUGAUGACCAUCAAAGGCAACAGCAAAAGCCAUGCAUUCUGCCACUGAACACAAAUGAAAGAAAAGCUUAUGUGACAAUCCCAUCUUUUUGCCUCACGUGGAAGGAUGGAAAAAACAUGCAGCAUUUUUUUCUCCCUGUAAUUGUUCAUCUUUGCAUCUGGCUUCUAUUUGCAGCAAUAGAUUACUUGCUUUAUUGGUUAAUUAUUUCUGUGAAUAAGCAUCUCCAAGAAUUGCCAGAUCUAGAGAUUGGACUCAGCCUCUUUCAGCAAAGAAACGAGAACGACUUUAUCAUUGGUAAUAGGCAGCUUACUGUAAAGAAUGACCUUUUGAAGAUCUCUCUGUUUAAGCAUGACUGCAUCCCUAAACCAGAACUCUAUCUGUCCACAACAUGGAUCCAGCUUGGAAUCAUCAUCUUCUUCUUAAUAAUUUUGGGGUUAUUCUCUGGUGUCCUCACCCAGCUUAAAAUACUUGUAUCUGCUUCGUUUUAUCCUGACACUGAGAUGAAACGGAUAUAUUAUCUACAUGCAAAAUUACUCAAGAAAAGAGCAAAGCUACAACAAAAAACUGUGAAGAAGAACUCAUUUGCUAGAACGGUUAACUUUUGGUUUCCAAUACUCAAGGCAAGAGUGGCAGUGAGGAAGAAAGAAAGGAAUAUGCUAAAUGACAACACAGCAUGAAAGAGGCCAAGUGCUUCUUUGGAUAAGAUUGAAAUUUUCUGGCUCCACAAGGCCCUGUGUAUUGCACUCACGUUUCUAGAAAGUAUUUUCCUAUGGUAUUUCAAUUUUAAAAUGUAAAAAUAGGACCAAAGGCUAACAGUGGUUUGGAGAAGCUGGUAUUUAUCAGGAAAUCACAGGAGACAGCAUGCUCUUCACCACAGAGAACUCCUGGUUGCAUUAAUAUUCAUUUAUGCUUUAACUUGGGGGUCUACAUUGUUUCGCACUUUAAACAGUCACGGAGGGUCUGUUCCCUUGCAUGGAACCCAUUAAACAGCUUGGAGCCUUGUUGACUGCUACACUAAUCUCUCUCAGUGGAACUAACAGAGAACAUGAUGGUAGCAGCAGAUUUGUCUUCUUUGUGCUUGUCAGGUAUGAAGACAAAAGGCACAGCAGAGGUUGUCCAUUGGCUUCUGGGCCAGCCAAAAACCUGACCUAGUGGACCCAGAUGUUUCUAGUCAUUUCUAUCAGGCUUGACCCUCAGCCACCCUAAACCCUUCAGUUUGUUUCUUUCCCAACCCUGACUUCUUACACCUGGUCCUACCUCCGUAGCUGUCUAUUCCCUACGGCAAGAGUGUUGUUAGUCUUCUCUCCAGACCUCUAUGUCCUCUCAGUCUUCUAGCCCAGGUGAACUUUCCCUCCCUCUCACCUCAGCUCCCUCACUUACUUUAUCUGAUUUGUCUCUCAGAAAUUUCUAAUGCUAGCCUCCCAUCCUGGUAUCCUCACUUCGUUUUGAUUUCCCACUUACACCUCUUGGUAGACCAUAUCAUUAGUGCAGCUUGUCCCAUAACUUUGAUGGUCAUGAGAGAGGUAGAGUAGCAAGCAAAGAAGAGGGAGCGCUCACAAGAGCUAGAAUACAAUGGAAUGAAGUGCUGUGGGUGCAAAGGACCUGAUUUGGAGGUGUAUGGGAAUACGAGCAGAGAUGGACAGUACUUCAAAUCUUGCAUUCUGAGGGAGUUUGCAGAAGGGGCAAAAAUCGGCUUAAUUAUGGUGCUAAAGCUACCAUUAGCUUAUAUGAAACAGAAUUAAGCCAAUGCUGAGUGCUUCACCUAUUCAACUAAAAUCAGGGCUGUGACCUUCAUAUGACACAGUGAACAGAUGUCAAAAGCAUAAAGACAUAGGAAUGGUUUGUCUGAAGUGGCACUGGAGGUUUAAUGCAUAGCUAAAAAUGAAACCCACAACAUCCAGUGUACUCUUGGCUUUCUAGGCUGCAU